AUGUUCUCAAAAUUGGCGGAGCGCCCAGAACAUGUCGAUAUCUUUGCUCUUAUUACGUUGACACUCAAUACUCUACAACCUACAUUCAACGUGGACGGUGUCUCCUUGCAUGGAGUGACGAACCAUCGUGCUGUUGCAUUAUUGCGGGAUGCUAAGGGACCUGUAGUACGACUGAAAGCUCUUAGGUAUCUCCGUGGGGCGGGGUUUGAGAAGCUGCAGAAGGCGUUAGCAGCUCAGGAUGGUAGGAGGUCACCGAUUGCACCACCCAGCCCUUCAGUUACGUCUCUCGCCAAGUAUAGCUUUAGUGUGUACGACGAAUCAACAGUGAUAGAAGCGGAACCGGAGUCAGAGAUCCAGCCUCACCUUCCCUCCCCGAUGUCGCCCUCCGAGGAGGCGGAGAUUGUGAUAGGAAGGGACGAUGAGGUAUCGGAGAGGGAAGCGCGACGUAUACAGGACAAGUGGCGGGACAUACUGAAGCAGGAGACAGAUUGGCCUGGACACCAGUACCAGUAUGAUAUUGUGGUGGGCACAAUAAUGAAAGAGAAGGACAGUGGUCUGGGCAUCUCCCUAGAAGGCACAGUGCGCGUGGUGGCUGGCAAGGAGGUGCAGGCCAGACACUACAUCCGAGCCAUCGCACCUAAUGGACCCGUGGCCAGACUCGGCAUGUACAGGGUUGGGGAUGAACUGCUUGAGGUGAAUGGUUGGCGAGUACUAGGCGCGCAUCACGUGGAGGUGGUGACGAGACUACGAGCCGUGACGUCACCCGUCAUACUUGUGGUAGUCAGGAAGAGAGACCAAUUGCACCACACCAACAAUGACCGACUGCCUGAUGCUGGGUUUGCGAGGAGUAACAUCCUGGGAGGCAGCUUACAGGACCUGCUGAGUCCACCUCAGCGGUUGAUCAAGGCGAAGUCAGAGAGCUCAGUGGCGUCGCUGUGUAGCGCUACUACUGUCAUGUCUGCUCCACAUGACCACGAUGAGUUCUGUUCAGAAGACUUGGAACGCGUUAGAUCAAGGUCCUUGGAACCACUGAGUGGACUGGCGAUGUGGAGCGACCACGUGGAGUACAUACAGCUGCUGAAGGAGGACAGGGGACUCGGGUUCUCUAUACUCGAUUAUUUGGACCCAUCGGAGGCCGGUAGUUCAGUGAUAGUGGUCCGGUCGGUGGUGGGCGGCGGCGCGGCGGCGCGCGACGGGCGGCUGGCGCCGGGCGACCGCCUCGUGUCCGUCAACGGCCGCCACGUCGCGCGCGCACCGCUCGCCGCCGCCGUCGCCGCCAUUAAGGCUGCUCCGCCAGGAAUAGUAACAAUCGGGAUAUCGAAGCCGUUACCCUGUAGCACUGUGGUUGGUGGCGAGAAGGCGAACGGACAUAGCAUACAAGGAAGCCAGGAAUGCAUCAAUUCCCUGGCAUCUGAUGACCACACCGGCAUGGAUUCCUUCCACGAAUGUCUGCAGGAAUAUGGAGAAGGUCUCGAAGUAGUACAAAUAUGCCUCGAACCUGAAGAAGCCUCUAUAAAAGAUGAUGAACUAUCUGCUUUAGGAGAUAUAAGCCUCGAUGACUGCAAGAAAAUUGAAAAAGAUUUUAAUGUAAAUGGUACAACUGAGAUUAAAAUUAAUGGAGUCGCAGAAAUGAAGUUUUCGAAGUCAGAAGAGUCUUUAGAUGAUCAUGAUGAUGAUAUGACAAUAACUGAAGAUGAUAUCUUAGUCGCGCCUAGAGAACUACAGGAUACCAGAAGUAAGUCUGCUGAUAGAAAAGAAGACGGAGAAAGAUGUUUAUCCAAGCAACAAAGUAAAGAUAUUUCCACAUCGGAUGAAAUGGUAUUCGCAGUUACACCGACUGGAUUAGAAAGAAUAAGUUUCGACAAAUAUUGGAAGGAGAGCGACGUGAAAAUAGACACCGAAUUAGCUAAAGUGAAGAGCGAUGAAAGUUGGAAAGAGUGCCUCAAUUCCCCAAACGAAGAAACCGUUAGUUUUUACGAUGCGACCACAAGAAUUUCCGUCCAGGAAGAAAACAAUUCCCUUCUGUAUAUAGAUCAUGAAAUAGACGGUUACGAAACAUGUCUGGACGAAGACUCGUCAUCACAGAAUUGCACAGUAAAAAACGGUCGUAAAAUGAACGGCGAUACUGACAUCAAAGAGUUCAGUAAACACGAUGAUAAAAUAGUAUUUAAAAACAAAGACAACGAUGUAAGUGCCAAAACAGUAAAGCAACAGAACACUGCCAAUGCGACGGGUGGCGACGACGUCUCGUACAGCCGCCCGUACGUCCACGAACAUAUAAUAAAGCAAAUGAAAUCAUUGAGAAUAGAACCAUUAAACGUAAACAUUACUCAUAAAAAGAAGAAAAAAGAAAGGAGUCCCACGAAGCCGUCCAAACAAGAGAGGAUACAAUGCGUCGAAUACUACAACGACCAAGCUGAAUGCUUGAAAGAAAUACGACAGAAGAAGUUGGAAGAAGAGAAAAAGCACAAAGCGGAGCACAAACAUAAAGAGAAGAAGCACACAGACGAACACAAGCACAAAGAACAUAAGCACAAAGAAGAACAAAAGACGAAAGAAGACAAGAGAAGUAAAGAAACGAGUUUGAUGGUUAUGGAUAAGAAGAUACAUUUAACACAGGAACCUAGUGAAGAGUCUACUGAUUUGGAGACGAACUAUGUUCCGGGGUGUCACAAGUGUUUCUUAGAGAACUAUGCGUAUGCUAUAACUAAAGCAUACAUGGCUGAGGCAAAUGCGUGUAAAUAUUGUGAAGUGAUUAGAGAGAUGUUGGAAGUGCCUAAGAACUCUAACCGGCGUGGGUCAGCACCAGCGCUGGUGAACUUGGACAGCUGUUCAGAGACUGAAGAUGAAGACCUGCUUAUGGUGCCGAUAGUGAAGGAUAGGAGGAAAUCAGCUGGGAUUUUAAAGUUCCCUAACGCUGCAAGAAGACCUAGCUACGCCCCACCGACAAUGACGGUGACAGUAUCAGCUGACAGGCGGUCGGACGCGCUGGCGGCGCAGCGGUGGGGCUCGCCGCGACAGGUCACACUCAAGCGGAGCCCUGGCGCUCCACUGGGCGUCAGCAUUGUUGGUGGCAAGGUCGAUAUAAUCUCAAAUCGUGAUGGUGAGGAAGGAGAAGAGAAGGCUAUAUUCGGCAUCUUCAUCAAAAACGUGGUGCCUGGCAGUCCAGCGGGGAACUGUGGGGAGUUACAAACAGGCGACAGGAUCCUAGAAGUGGAUGGAGUAUGUGUGAGGUCAGCGCAGCACGAGCGCGCCGUGCAGCUCAUCAAGGCAGCUGGAGAUACCGUCACACUUACUGUGCAGAGUCUACUAGCAUGGAAUACAGACUCUUCAGACGUGGAGCAGUCAACUCCGCCCACAUCUCCCACUCCCUCCAAAAAGGAUGGAAAGAAGUCCCCAGCACCCCCAUUGCCGCAGAAAACUCCACAGCAUGAGAUCAAGAUAACAGUGACAUCAGAAGCUGACGUGGAAAAAGAAGCGACUGACAGUGAGAAGCCAGUGGACAGUGAUCCUCCACCAGCACCAGCUAAAGUGGUGUACUCCGAUUCCGAGAGUAGUGACGAGGAAGAUGAGAGGGAACUGCAGGGCAGGACUUAUUCGGAUAAAGGAGUUGAGAUCGAUCGAGCAUCAGCAGGAGCAGUAAAGCGCAGCAAAGAAGAGAAGGAAGCGGACCCAGAAGAAGAAGAUGACUUCGGCUACACAACAAAUAAAAUCCGCAAGAAGUAUGCAGGUCUGGGCGACACGGUGGUGUCGGUCCGGCUGGAACGGUCGCCGCGCGCCGGACUGGGGCUCAGUCUCGCCGGACAUCGGGACCGGAGCCGUAUGGCCGUGUUCGUGUGCGGCUUGCACCCGGCCGGCGCGGCUGCUAAGGCUAAUCCACCUGUUAAAGUUGGAGAUGAGAUUCUUGAGGUCAACGGUAUAGUCCUCCAUGGCAGGUGUCACCUGAAUGCAUCGGCUAUCAUCAAGGGGCUGGUCGGACCUGUCUUCAAAAUUAUUCUUCUGAGGCGAAAGUCAGCGUUAGAAGAUGUAGCGGUCAAACCACUGACUCCUGCACAGUUCCCAGUCGCCUUAGAGGAAGAGUCCGAGGACCGGUUUGCUGGCUACAAAGGUGUCAGGGACAUCACUAUCAAGAAGGGUCCAUCAGGGCUGGGCAUCAUGAUAAUCGAGGGUCGUCACACGGAGGCCGGACGUGGUAUAUUCGUGUCAGAUCUACAGGAAGGCAGCGCUGCAGAACAGGGAGGUCUACAGAUCGGAGACAUGCUGCUGGCUGUGAAUAGGGACUCCUUGUUGAACUGCAGUUAUGAUGCUGCGGCUGCCAAGUUGAAACAGACGGAGGGAGUGGUGGUCCUCACGGUAUGCACUCCGAACCUCAAGGAGCCAGGAGAGGAGUCCCCAGCUACUGCAACCACCCCGGGAACACCUAGUGGUGCUGAUGGUCCAGGUGGAGCGUCUCGACCAGCGAGUCGUGCAGCACAGAACGACGCCGCCAGUCGACCACACACACCGCGCCCCAUACCUUCACCUGUUAAAGUGGAACCACCACCGGACCCGUCCACAGCACCGAUCAUCCCUAACGUGGACACGGUGAUAGAGAUCAACUCCGCUAACGAAGUGCUCGGGGUGUUACUACUGGGAGGCAGCGAUACCUUGAUCAAUGGUGCAUCUGCGAUCAUCUUAGACAUAUACAAGAACGGUGCGAUAGCCAAGGACGGGAGGCUGAAGGUUGGAGACCAGAUCCUGGAGUGUAAUGGAGUAGCCAUCACUAAGGAAAUGGCGCACGAACGACUCUGCCUUUCUAUCAAGCAGAAAACUGCUAAGCUAAAAAUGACAGUCCACCGACCGGAGCCGUUGAAGUACGAGGAGGUGGAAAUAGACCUCACCCGCAAGGCAGGGAAGGCGCUCGGACUCACCUGUGUAGCACCUGUACAGGCACCCGGCGUCUAUCUGGGACAACUUUUACCCGGUACCCCAGCAGAGUUAGACGGUCGAAUCCAACGCGGAGACUUCAUCAUAACAGUGGACGGUAAGGAUGUAUCCUCUGCUGAUCUUCUAGGAGUCGCAGCCGUUCUCAAACUCUGCGGGAAUAAAGCUACCAUCAAGGUCAAGCGGUUCAAGACAGUUAGGUAAUUCUAUAGACUCUGUGUGACCAGUUUUGGUGUCACCGUUUUGGAUUGAAGGACCAGAUUCUGUUGAAGAUUUUGUGAUGGAAUGAGUAUCCGAGGUUGGAUAUGAAGAAUUUUGAAGUAUGGUUAAGAUUCUGUUUUGAAGUUGUGAAUCUAAGGACUGAUAAGUAUGAGAUAUGGAUCUUGGAUGUUCCUAAACAUGACUUGAGUCGCCUCAAUGCCGUUGCCGAUUAUUGAGUUCUAUACUUGUGCUGACAGAACUACAAACAAAGGUUUUAUAUAAAGAUAUGAAAACUGUACACAAUGAAGACGCCAUCAAGGAAAACUACCAAAUGGAAGGGAGAUGAUAUUUUUGUAAUAAUAUGCACCAGGAUUAAGUCACUAUUUCUUUACACGUAAACGAUCAAAGAAUGGAGCAGCAGUAAAUAUAAUGCAAUUAUUUUUAAAGGUAAAACUCCAAUGCAUUUCUAGAUGUUUGUAGACUGUGACACCAAAACUAGUGUAACUCUAUUGUAGAUUCGUUAGUUCGCAGAUCUAAAUAACUUGCAAGAUAAUAAUAAACCUGAUGAUCCUAUUUUGGCUCAAAGGACCAAAUAGUAAACUGGUCCUUUUCAACAAGAAGUAUGUAUAGUACAAUGGCCAGCAGAUCAAACUAAGCUAAUCUGCCAAAUUAAUUCAUUGGAUGUUUGACUUUAUGUCAAUAAUUAAGUUGAAGAUGUAAUAGAGAUAUUUGACAGAAUGGGAUAGGUUGACUAGCUGGCCAGCAGCGUAGGCGUUUCUAAACUGUUGCCUUAAGAAAUAGUACCAUAUAAAUAGGUAAUUAGAUCUGUUAACUACUCGAAAACUAAAUUAGAUUUAAAUAUAGGCCAAAUAUAAUAAUACUUACCUAGUUAUUCCGUAGUUAACAUCGAGUGUUGACAAGUGAUUAGACAAUAAAUUAACUCACUCAUACCGUACUUGCGUUCGUUGCAAAAUGAUUUACAUUUUAUUAUUCUACUUAUUUAAAACAAAUUUUGAAAUAUACUGGACCACAAAAUAUCAAAAAUUAGUUUGAAAAUUAAAAAUAACAAUAUUUAGCUGCUUUUAAAUAGCUGUUGUAAAUCAAAAUACCCAUAGUUCAUUUUUGUGUGAGUAAUUUAUUAAGUCUUUACGUCAUCAUGUCGGCCAUUUUGAGUUCAGGCGCCAUUUUGUGUGACACACACGAUUUUAAACUAUGAAGAUGAUGAACAAUUUAAAAUAAAAUAUUAAAAUUAAGUCCGUCAGUAAAUUCUAAGAUCAAAAUAUUUUGCCAUUUGUAUAAUUUUAUAAAUUAGUUUUGGUUAGUCUAAGAUUUUUUGAGAUUUAGAUUUUAUUUACUAAGGCCGAUAAAACCCAUGAUUUUAGCUUAGGCAAUGCCUCAGUAUUUUAGAUUUGCGAAUUUUAAAUACACCUUAAUUCAGUACAAGAAGAAUAGUUUGUAAAUUAUACAUAUAAUAGUGAAUUAAUUAUAUUAUAUAUCUCAAAUUAAUUCACUAAACACUAAGUACAUUUUAUUUAUUCAGUUUAUUAGUGUUGUAUGUUUUUUUUAUACAACUGAUACUAUACAAGAUUUUUUGUUCUUCUUCAAAUCGAAAUAGACUAAAACUAGAUUCCAGACAUCGCAAUAUUUUCUAAACUAGAACACGUCUAACUAUGAGCAGUUUAUAAUAAAUAUAGUGAAAGUACAGUAAAUCUAGUCGUAUCUCUAUAAUGUCUAAGUUGCCUUUUAGGAUAGGCUUCUCCACUACCGUCGCUAGAAGCUAGACUCCUACAUAGUACUUUAAGUAUCAGUUAGUACUCCUAGGUGUUUGCACUUAGCACUGAGCCUUUGUCACAAUGGUACCUACAUUGAAGUGGACGGUUUGAGUGACAGCAAACCUCGGAUGUUAAGAUGGACAAUGUAUCUGUGGGACUUGUAAUAUAACUAUUAAAUUAAGCGUCAUUAUUCAAAACCUGCAAAAUUGGGUACGUUACCUACUUCCCAUAAUCAAAAAUUAAUUAGAUGUUUCGACUUUUCAAUACAAUAUAAUAUUAUAAAAUAAUCACAGUUUGAAUAAUUUAUUUUAUGACCAACUUCAUUCACAAUACACAAUCUCGUACAAAAUUCGUAGAAAACUGUAAAGUACCCAACUAAUUGUUUGACGAAAUUAUAAUAAAUGAUAGUGUUUUAAUUUCCAUGAACUAGUGCUUAUAGAGGUAUCGAGUACAAGCAUUGUUUUAGAAGAAAAUAAACUGAAGGGAGACAGAUCACUUCUUGAUUUCCCAUUAUUUCUAGUCGUUCCUAUUCUGGGCUGUGUAGUUUUAACUACUACAAAAAUAAUAAUACUGCAAGUAAUCAAGACACUCGAUCGCUGUCACUGAGGACUCACCCUGUUUCAAAAUUGAAUUACACCACAACAUCAAUCAUACUGCACAUUCUGCAGUUUUGUAUUUAGUUUACACAAAUUUUUACCUUUUGGUGUAGGAAACUAGUUACAGUUUACAUUGUUGUCUUAGAAUGAAGUUUCAUUGUGAAUUAAUCUGAAUUAAAAAUUAUAUAUAAUUUAAACAAAACGAUGCUUUGUGACAAGGGCUCGAAAUCUCGUCAGAUAGAAGGCAGGAUACAAACAAAAUCAUUUUUAUAUUGAACUAGCUUUUACCCGCGGCUUCGCUCGCGUCACAAAAGGAUAAAAA
Molecule: messenger RNA, 7814 nt
Organism: Spodoptera litura
Lineage: Eukaryota; Metazoa; Arthropoda; Insecta; Lepidoptera; Noctuidae
Product: inactivation no afterpotential D
Molecular function (GO): protein binding
Source: RefSeq, a predicted model, not a curated record